Molecule: messenger RNA, 1394 nt
Organism: Monomorium pharaonis (pharaoh ant)
Lineage: Eukaryota; Metazoa; Arthropoda; Insecta; Hymenoptera; Formicidae
Gene: Pex3
Product: peroxisomal biogenesis factor 3
Exons: 1
Coding region: 29-1171 (380 amino acids)
Biological process (GO): protein import into peroxisome membrane
Cellular component (GO): peroxisomal membrane
Molecular function (GO): protein-macromolecule adaptor activity
Source: RefSeq, a predicted model, not a curated record
CCAGAAUCACAUAAACGAAUAAUUAGACAUGUUUUCAAGCAUUCGGGGAUUCUUGAGUCGCCACAGGCGUAAGUUUAUAUUUGGGGGCGUCGUCAUUAGCAGUGUCAUCUUCCUGACGCGGUACACGCAGCGUAAGCUGCGGGAGUGGCAGGAGAAUGAAAUAAGGAUGCUCAUGGAGACCACAAAGAAGCGGCAGUACUACGAGAGCACCGAGCGCACGUGUAAUCAGAUGAUAUCGUCUCUAGCAGUGACCCUGAGAAAUGCCGUGGUUGAGGGAAACAAUACAGAGGUCAUCAUAAAUCGGCUCAGGGAUGGCUCUGCCGACAAGAUAACGUCCUGGAGCGAACUAAAGGUGUUGGCGAUCACCCGAUCGGCCGUGAUAAUUUAUUCUUACACAAUGCUAGUUACGUUCCUUAGAAUUCAACUCAAUUUGCUUAGUGGACAUAUAUACAAAGGCGUGCAGAAUACGGAUAACGAAACUGUUGGCAAUGAAAUACAAAAGAAAUACAUGGCUCUUUCUAGUAACUUUAUAUACGGAGGCAUUUAUACGAUGAGUAAUUUCAUAAAGACUAAAGUUGAGGAGGUCACAGCCUCACUGUCUUUAACGGAGCAAUUAACGUUGAGAGAUUUAGAACAGAUUUAUUGGGCGAUUAUAUCCUCUGUGUCUGCCGACAGCACGAGGGAUCCUGUAAAGAACUUCAGUUACUACAUGCUGCAGCACGCAAUACAAGAAAACACUGAGGACAUUGACACAUCGAUCUAUUCGAAGUUGAAAGAUCAGAUAUUGGACGUAUCGGAGAGCGAAGAGGUGCAGGAUUUAAUGCAGAAAACUAUUAGAAGUGGAUUCGUUUUAUUAAUGGAUCACAUAUCCGCGUACUUCAGUGAGCCUCCUAAAAUUAGUAGCAAUGUACAGAACAUAGCAUCGACUUCGGGAGAAUCGAGCAGUAAGAGUUCGAUUCUAACGAGACGCACCGAAGUCGCAAGUGACGCCAGUGGAUUUGUAGAUGUUAACAAAACCACCAUGGCCCUGGCUAAAAUUAUUCCCAUUGUAAACGGGCAGGUUCCAGAUAAUCCAACGCCGAACGAUAUAGCAUCGGACUGGCUUCAACGUCUGAUGUUAAAUAGUGACCUUAAAACACUCGGGGCGAAUCUUUACGAGGCAGUUAGUUGAAUUUAAUUGCGAGUCAAUAUUUUUAUUAAAAAUUAAAUAGGAAUUAGAAUUAUUCCUUUGUGCGAUCGGAGCAAUAAACAGUUCUUUGGGACAAUAUAUAGAAUAUAACAAUAAUUACACUUGAUUUUCAAAUAAAUUCGUAUGGUACAAGGUAUUUUGCAUCGCAGGAAAUUUUAAUGUAUAUACAUAUACGUUUUCAGAUUAAAACAUGGUUGAAUGGCUU